AUGACUAAAAAUUUCAAAAACAUUAAAAGGGUUUUCAUCGCCAAUAGGGGUGAGAUUGCAUGUCGGAUCAUUAGGAGUUGCAAGCAGCAUGGCCUCACCUCAAUUGUUGUUUUCACCAAGGAAGAUACGGAAUCUUUGCACGUCCUUCAAGCAGACAUUAGUAUUCCUUUGUCUGGAACUGGUGCUUCAGCCUACACUAACAUCGAUGAACUUGUUAAAAUUGCUAAAGAGGAAAGGGCUGAUGUUGUGAUUCCUGGUUACGGAUUUCUAAGUGAAAAUCAAAAGUUCACUGCGAGGCUUUUCAAGGAGGGGAUUGCUUUUGCAGGACCAGACUCGAAUUCCAUUGAACAGUUCGGUUUAAAGCAUUUGGCGAGAAAAAUAGCUGUUAAGUGUCAUGUUCCAGUCAUUCCUGGUACUGAACUUAUCAGGGACGAAAAUGAAGCAAUCAAAGCUUGUGACGAAAUUGGCUAUCCAGUCAUUUUGAAGGCUACUGCGGGAGGUGGAGGAAUUGGUAUGAUGAUUUGCACUUCUGAAGAUGAGGUUAAGAAGAAUUUUACUCUUGUUAAAUCGCGUGGAUCAUCAGUGUUCAAAAAUGAAGGUGUUUUUAUUGAAAAGUACUUUACCAGUGGAAGACAUAUCGAAGUUCAGAUAUUUGGAAAUGGGCUGGGUGAUGUUGUUACUUAUGGUGAACGUGAGUGCUCAAUUCAACGCCGUCAUCAGAAAGUUAUUGAAGAAACACCAAGUCCCUUCGUUGAAAAUUCCGGGAUGAUGUAUGAUUUAAGAAGAAAAUUAACGUCCUGCGCACGCAACCUUGCCGAAGAAGUCAACUAUAAGUCUGCAGGAACCAUUGAAUUCUUGGUUGAUGAUGAAACAGGUGAUUUCUUUUUUCUAGAAAUGAACACUAGACUUCAGGUUGAGCAUGGAAUUACUGAACUGGUUUACAAUGUGGACCUUGUUUUUUUCAUGCUACUUCAAGCAGAUUACGAAAUUUCUGGAUCCGGAAUUCCUGUUCAUAUUUUAAAAAAGGAUUUGAAUUAUGAAAAUUCCGUUGAAGUUCCACAUGGACAUGCCAUUGAAGUCAGAGUAUAUGCUGAAAACCCUGUUAGGAAUUUUGCUCCAUGUCCAGGAAUUCUUCAUAAUGUUUCGAUUCCCCCAAAUGGAAGAUGUGGUGAAUACAUUGUUAGAGUUGAUCAUUGGAUAUCUACUGGUGGAAAGGUUUCUCCAUAUUUUGAUCCCCUGCUUGCCAAAAUUAUGGUGUGGUCGCCCAAAAGAACAUCUCAAAAUAUUGUGAAGACACUCCGUCAGAUCAAAAUACAGGGUCCUGUUAAUAAUAUUGAAUAUUGUAUUGACAUUUUGAAAAGCCCUGAGUUCAGCCAAGGCAAGACAUUGACCACAUUUCUUGAUUCUUUUAAAUUUAGGCCACACCUCAUUGAAUUUAUUGACAGUGGAGAUUACACCACAGUUCAAGACUUACCAGGCAGAAACAACAUUAGGCAUGGUGUUCCAAGAAGUGGCCCAGUUGACAAUAUUUCAUUACAACUUGCAAAUAUAGCUGUUGGUAAUACUAAGGAUAUGGAGUGUCUUGAGUGUACUGUUAGGGGUCCAGUUCUUAAAUUUCAUUCAGCAGCUAUCAUCUCAUUGGCCGGAGGCGCUUUUAACUCAACCUUAAAUCAAACCGCGAAAGUACCAUUUUUUACGGAACUCUAUAUUCCUGCAGGUUCUGUACUAGAUAUUGGAAAGGCUGAAGGUACUUCGGUGAAAUGUUAUCUUGCUGUGAAGGGGGGAUUUCCUGGAGUUGCGUUAUGGCUUGAUUCUAAAAGUUGCACGCCUAGUCUUAAGUUGGGUGGACAUCAGGGCAGAACCUUUCUUCCUGGUGAUUGCUUAGAAAUUGUUGGUUCUUCAAAUGAAUAUUCUACUUUUGGCAUGGGUUACAAAAUUCCAAGUACUCUAAUUCCUAACUUUGAGCGGUUCUCGAAUGUUAUUCGCAUGAUUGGCGGUCCCCAUGACACUUCAGAAAUUGCUUCAGAAAAGGGACUAAAAGAAUUAUACUCCAGUUCUUAUAAAAUCAACUUUAAUUCAAAUCGUGGUGCAAUAAGACUAGAUGGCCCAGCUUUUAAGUUUAGUAGAAAACAUGGUGGCGAUGGUGGUGGGCAUCCAAGCAAUAUUCUCGAAUAUGCAUAUCCUUCAGGCGGAUUAAGUAGUGUUGGUUCAACUAUGGUCCUUUUUGGUGUUGAUGGUGGCACACUUUCUGGUUUUACCUGCUUAGCGGUUCCUACGGAAGUUGACUUUUGGAAAUUUGGUCAGGCUGCAAUUGGUUCGGAAAUUCAAUUCAAGUUAAUCGAUUACUGGGAUGCAAUAAAACUUGAAAGGCAAAGGCAAGAAUAUAUUGAUGUACUUUCGGCAAGGCCUAUGAAAACGAAUUACAAAUUUUGCGAUGAACUUACAAGCUACACGCCAGUGACUUCUGUUUUUGGCCAUUUACUUCAUAAACGGGCUGAAAAUCUGAAGGGGUUACCUGCGGUGUCUUUUAGACAAGCUGGCGAAGGGAUGAUUCUUAUUGAUUUCAGUACUGAUAAAUACUCUUUAUUCAACAAUGGAAGGCAGUAUAUUCUUGAUAACUUAAUCAAAAUGAAAUUGGGCUCCGAUAUUUUAGCCACAGAAUGUGAUACCGGUGGCUAUUCAGUUUGCUUUGAUCCACUCUUGGUUAAUCGUGAUGAACUUCUCAAAAAAAUAAUUGCUCUUGAAGAUUCAAUUCCGCCGGUCGAAAAUCUCAAAAUACCUUCUCGAAUUUUUCGUUUGCCAAUUUGUUUUGAGCAUGAUGCGUUGAAGAAUUGUAUCGAUAGGUAUAUUCAUGCACAAAGAUCUCAUGCUUCAUACUUACCAAGUAAUGUGGAAUAUUUGAUGAAGGCCAACUGUAUUGAAACAGUGGAAGAUUUCAAAAAGUGUAUUAUUGAAAAGCCUGAAGUUACUGUUGCUGUUUCUUUCUUCUGUGGUAAUCCUUUGCUGGUUUUUACCGACCCAAGAUGUCGAUUUAUGACUUCCAAAUACAAUCCUUCUAGAACUGAGACACCAGCUGGUGCAAUCGGAUCCGGUUCUGUUUGUCAGUCUAUUUACUCUGUUGACUCUCCAGGAGGAUACAUGAUUUGGGGAGUCACUUUACCAAGCUGGUAUUGGGACACAUUUUGUCGAAUUCAUCGGAAUCCUUGGCCAUUAAAUGUUUUUGAUCAGAUUGUAUAUUAUGAGGUUGAUGAAACUGAAUUGGAUGAACUUAAUACCAAAUGGAUUACAGGUAAAGUCACAUUUAAGCCAGAGAAGACUGAAUUUGAUUUUGUGGAAUAUUCAAAAUUUUUGGACUCCAUUAAAGAUCAAAUGGCCAUUUUAUCCAAGAAGAAGUCGCUAGCUUUUGAUAGUAUCGUGAAGGCUGAGCAGAUUGAUUUUGCUAUGUGGAAUAAGGAGAAGCAAGCAACAAAAGCUGCAAGAAUGUCGGCUGAAAAGCUUUUGAGUGGCCCAGAUAUUAUCAAAAUUAUUUCCACCAUGCCUGCAAGCAUUUUCAAAGUGAAUUGUCAAAAAGGAUUUGUUACAACCAGGAAAGAGCCUGUAGUCAUUUUGGAAUCAAUGAAAAUGGAAGUUCCUCUCAGAAUAAAUGAUUCUGAAGGUACCGAAACUACUGAGUAUAGAGUUCUUGAGUUAUUAGUCGAUGAAGGUGAUAUUGUUAAUCCUGGAGAAGCUUUAGUGGUGCUCCAAAGGUUACAUGUUGAGAAAAAAUAG
Messenger RNA from Brettanomyces bruxellensis, 3768 nucleotides. RefSeq lists its product as uncharacterized. Bases 1 to 3768 code for a protein of 1255 amino acids. NCBI's taxonomy places the organism in Eukaryota, Fungi, Ascomycota, Pichiomycetes, Pichiales, Pichiaceae. The record is from RefSeq and is a predicted model, not a curated record. The transcript has a single exon. Gene Ontology annotation, molecular function: ATP binding; metal ion binding.